This is a messenger RNA of Sorghum bicolor (sorghum), 957 nucleotides long. RefSeq names its product PLASMODESMATA CALLOSE-BINDING PROTEIN 3. Bases 149 to 715 code for a protein of 188 amino acids. NCBI's taxonomy places the organism in Eukaryota, Viridiplantae, Streptophyta, Magnoliopsida, Poales, Poaceae. The record is from RefSeq and is a predicted model, not a curated record. The transcript is spliced from 4 exons.
CGCGGCCGUCGGUGGCUACCAAUAAAUGGACUCCCACGCCACGCCGCGCUCUUACUAGCACAAGGCCGAAAGUCUGAAGCCAGCGUUGCCGAGCAGAGAGAAACAGAGCGCCCCCUGUCCAAGUGUCCAGGACACCCUCCACGCACUGAUGGAACUCUUGGUGUUCGUGCUGCUCUUGCUGGCCGUGCCACUCAGAGGAUCAGACGGCGCGUGGUGCGUGUGCCGCCCGGACGUGGCCGACGCGGCGCUGCAGAAGACGCUGGACUACGCGUGCGGCCACGGCGCGGACUGCGCCGCCGUGCUCCCGACCGGGCCGUGCUACAGCCCCACCUCGGUGCGCGCGCACUGCUCCUACGCCGCCAACAGCUACUUCCAGCGGAACAGCGGCCAGGCCAACGGCGCCACCUGCGACUUCGGCGGCACGGCCAACCUCACCGACACAGACCCGAGCUCUGGAACUUGCAAAUACCCUGCAACUCCAAGCGAAGCAGGGACAAGCGGCAACGCAACCGGCACGGGCACGUCGUCGCCAGGCUCUGCGAGUAACCCGGCUACGACGCCCAGCACGGGAGGGAGCUUCACGACACCUGUCGGCGCAUUUGGCCCCACGCCGAGCACCGUCAGCGCGGGCACCACCACCACCGCCGCGUUUUUUGGUCGCCAUGCCCUCCUCGUCGCCGUCGUCUCCGUCGCCCUGUGUUUCUUGGUGCGCUAAUUUGGUCGAUCAGAAGGAAUCCGAAGCAGGGCCACUCUCUGUGUAAUUGGCGGCCGCACAAGACAGGGCUUUUUUUGGUGUCAUGCCGUCAUGGUGAUGAUUUGACAAUUGUUCGUUUUUCUGUUAUAUCAUGUUUCUCGUGGUUUCCGUAAUUCCGUUACCUCCGUACAUGAAAAUGGAUCGAGUUUGAUUACUUUGCCCGAACUCUCAUGUUUCAAGGAAUACGACGGUGUAAAUUGCUA